UAAAGGAGAGGGAAGGAGAUCAGUGGGAGGGACGUGGAAUAUCAGACAGAGAUUUAAGCAGGAAGUGGAACCUCGCAGAGACGGACUGCGGAGCCACCCAGAUUUUCUACACGUUUGAGACUCCAGAAUGGAUCGGGAAUCGCUUGAAGAAAUGGCCAAAGGAAUGGAGAACUUCACCUAUUCCUCGGGUCUCAUCGAAGGCGUCCCCUUUCCCAAAGCCCUCUGUGAUUCUUGGGACACCAUAUACAACUUCGGGGCGAGAGAGGACGACGUCCUGAUUGCCACCUACCCCAAAGCAGGAACCACCUGUACUCAGGAAAUUGUGGACCUCAUGCUCCAGGACGGGGACGUGGCGAAGGCCAUGCGGGCCCCGACUUUUGUCAAAGUGCCUUUUAUUGAGCUGGUUCUCCCAAAACCCGUAAAGACAGGGGUGGAGAUGGCGAACGACCUGGAGUCUCCACGUUUACUUAAAACGCACCUUCCGAUAGAGCUGCUGCCACCUUCAUUCUGGGAGAAGAAUGUAAAGGUUAUCUACGUGGCUAGGAACGCCAAGGACUGCAUGGUCUCCUACUUUUACUUCCAGAAGAUGAGUAAGAUUUUACCAGAUCCUGGGAGCUGGAAUGAUCACUUCUCAACGUUCCUGGCCGGAGAAGUGCCCUGGGGAAGCUGGUUUGACCACGUGAUUGGCUGGUGGAAUGCGAGAGACAAGCAUCGGAUACUCUACAUUUUCUACGAGGACAUGAUCGAGGACCCAAAGCGUGAGAUGCGGAACAUGACGAAGUUCCUGAACAUUAAUCUUUCAGAAGACGUUUUGGAGAAGAUCAAGGAUCAUACCUCCUUUCAGGCGAUGAAGAAGAACCCAAUGACCAACUCAAGUGCAAUCCCUUCUUCACUGAUGGACCGGUCUGUCUCACAGUUCAUGAGGAAAGGGAUUGUGGGGGAUUGGAAGAACCACUUCACGGUGGCCCAGAACGUUGCAUUCGAUGAGGAAUACGAGAAGAAGAUGAAGGGCAUCGACCUGACGUUCCGUACGGAACUCUAGAAGACGCCACAAUCAACCGUGGAAUCUUGGAUUAUCUUCAUUUUUUAUGUAAUUAAUAAAGAAUUUCUGAAAUUAACAAAA
Molecule: messenger RNA, 1123 nt
Organism: Spea bombifrons (plains spadefoot toad)
Lineage: Eukaryota; Metazoa; Chordata; Amphibia; Anura; Pelobatidae
Product: sulfotransferase 1C1-like
Exons: 8
Coding region: 128-1042 (304 amino acids)
Biological process (GO): sulfation
Cellular component (GO): cytoplasm
Molecular function (GO): sulfotransferase activity
Source: RefSeq, a predicted model, not a curated record